GAUGUUUACCUCGUGGUGACAACAUUAAUAGGUCAUGCCUCUUCUUCUCGCCAGGCAACAACGCGCGAGGCAAAAGGUGCCAUUGCAUUCCUGGGGAAAAAAACACGUUUUACAGACUGCGUGUCUCUAGUUACGUUUUCAUUCCAUGAAAGAUAGAUAGUCAGAGACUGUAUUUGCCCCUUCUUCUCGCCAUCUCCGUGCCACUUAAUCCGCGUAUGCGCACUGAGCGCCUCUAUUGUCUCCCAGCAGCAGCAGAGCAGUAGGGACGAGCGCGGAUAUGAGAGAACAGGGGAGCGGCACACAUUGACCCGAAUCUGCGGCACACGGAGCGCACAGCCAGCACCGCCGCACGCCGUCGGCAGAGGGACAGGCGGAGAGACGGACAGACUGCAGUAGUUGUCAUGGCGUGCCCAGCCGAGCUGCGCUGCGAAGAAGUUAAAUGAUAUUUUAAAGGAAGGGACUGCGGUUUGAGAUCGGCUUUGGGAUCCGGCGCCUCUCUGCGCGCCUCUGUUGUGAUUUAAGCAGGUUGUCCUGUCAUUUGUUGAAGGUUUUGUCUUGUCUUUACAAGGCAACUAGGCUUUUUGUCAUUCGGUUAAAUUCGAAGGCAAUCGUUCAUCUAUUCAUAUUUUUCCUUUGUGAGGUUGAUACGGACUUCAAGCUCGCUCAUGUUCCGGUUAGGGAAAUGCGCUGUUGCGUCUGUUGGGCACAGCUGGUUUAGUCAGACUUGACAGCCCGUUUUUUUAGCUCGUGUCUGUCGCUGCCCGAAGCGGAUCUGGGGCUUGUAGACCUCUACAGACAGGGCACAUCGGAGCCGUUUCCUCUAACGGCUCUUAAUUGACUGCACACCCCCGGUUUAUAGAACCUCGUCCCGUGUCCUCUGGUGUUUUGGAUGGGGGGUAAGCAGAGCACAGCGGGGCGGCCCCGGGGAGCUUUUCCCGGUGUCUCGACGGAUGACAGCGCAGUGCCACCCACGGCCCACUUCGGGCACUACCGACCAAGCGGCGCGAUGGGUUUGCGCAGCCGAUCCGUGAGUUCCGUGGCAGGGAUGGGCAUAGAUCACAGCGCCUCGGUGCCGUUCGGAUUUUACACCGCCCGAGGGACUGGGGACACGGACAGAGCCGGGGGAGAUUCUGGGUCGAAUACGGCUCAUGGAAACGGCUACCAAGAAACGGGCGGGGGGCACCACACGGACAGUAUGCUGUAUCUGGGCUCUCGGGGGUCGCUUGCAGACACCUUGCCCCUGCACAUAGCGCCCCGGUGGUUCAGCGCUCACAGCGGGUUCAGGUGUCCUAUCUGCUCCAAGUCUGUGGCGUCCAAUGAGAUGGAAGUUCACUUCAUCAUGUGUCUGAGCAAGCCCCGCCUCUCCUACAAUGAUGACGUGCUGGCGAGGGACGCGGGCGAGUGUGUGAUCUGUCUGGAGGACCUGCAGCAGGGAGACACCAUCGCCAGACUGCCCUGCCUCUGCAUCUACCACAAAAGCUGUAUAGACUCCUGGUUUGAGAUCAAUCGGUCCUGCCCUGAACACCCCUCUGACUGACCCACAGCCGACUCUACUGCUGUAACAGGGCACUUUAUGGACCUAACUUGGAUAUCUGGACACUGAAAUAACCAAAAAAAAAAC
Messenger RNA from Anguilla anguilla (European eel), 1621 nucleotides. It is a transcript of the gene znrf1, whose product is annotated as zinc and ring finger 1. The transcript is spliced from 5 exons. NCBI's taxonomy places the organism in Eukaryota, Metazoa, Chordata, Actinopteri, Anguilliformes, Anguillidae. The coding region runs from base 890 to 1537 and encodes 215 amino acids. The record is from RefSeq and is a predicted model, not a curated record.